Molecule: messenger RNA, 1474 nt
Organism: Ipomoea triloba (trilobed morning glory)
Lineage: Eukaryota; Viridiplantae; Streptophyta; Magnoliopsida; Solanales; Convolvulaceae
Product: transcription factor bHLH18-like
Exons: 4
Coding region: 30-1121 (363 amino acids)
Molecular function (GO): protein dimerization activity
Source: RefSeq, a predicted model, not a curated record
UCAUAGGAUACCUAGGAGCUAAACCUGGGAUGGAUCAUCUUUCAUCGGAAAAUUUGUUCUCUGAAAUGGAGGUGGACGAUGCAGCUUUUGUGAAUGAAUGGAUGGACACACUCGACAAUAAUUUUGUUCAUUUUUGUCCAAACGAUCCCUUCUUUCCACCAGCUUGCAGUACUGGUAAUAAUGGAUUUUAUGGAACGGAAAACAAUGACGGAGGCGUUAUACGGAAGCCGGCGGUGAUGAAUUCUGUUCAGUGUCAGCCGUCGGCGAUCUCCGCCUCCCCGUUGAUUACUGCCGUCAGCUGCAACCCUAGUGGCGGCAGCGAGAAUCCGGUGGUGAAGGUGAAGAUGAAGAUGAAGAGUGAGAUGGAUCACAGGGAGUCUUCGGGGAAAACUAUGAUUAGUUUCAUGCCGUCGUCGUCGUCUCAUCAAGAUUAUUAUUGUUCCGGCCGCGGUAACGACGAGCACCGUGAGAGCCUAAUCAGGACGAUAGAGUUUGGGGCGGGGAAGGGGAAAACGGGUUCCGCCGUUAGAUCCCCUCUGCAAGCUCAAGAUCAUGUUUUGGCUGAACGAAAACGACGAGAAAACCUUACACAGCGAUUCAUAUCCUUAUCUGCCCUCAUUCCUGGCCUAAAGAAGUUGGACAAGGUAUCUGUGCUUGGAGACGCCAUUAAAUACAUAAAAGAGCUCCAAGAACGUGUGAGAACCCUAGAGGAGGUUGACCAGGAACAGACCAAGAGACUUGAAAACAAGGAAUUAAAGAAAGAACGAGUCUCCGGUCACGAUGAAGACUCGUCUUCAUUAUCUGAUAGUGAUGGCAACUGCGAAACCGGCACCGCCAUCGCCUUGCCGGAGAUUGAAGUCCGAGCUUCCGGUCAGAAUUUGCUAAUUAGGGUUCAGUGCAACAAUCUACAUAACCAUGGAGGAGUGAUUAAAGAAAUAUUUAGCGAAAUAGAGAGGCUCCAUCUAAGUAUCAACACCAGCCAUGUCAUGCCCUUUGGCAACACCACCUACAUAACCAUCGCUGCCCAGAUGGAUCAGCAUUUUAGCAUGGAAGCAAAGGAUGUUGCAGAUAUCAUAGGCAGCACUAUAGUAAGGCUCAUACGACAUGGAAAAUUGAGAUAGCUGGCUUACCGGCCCGUUGUGUAUAAUUAUUUUCACUCCAAGAAUAUAUUGAAGAUAAAUAUAUAUUUAGUCGUUCUAGACUCAGAUCUUUUGCUGGAUUCGCAGGUUAUUGAUAAGGCUCUUAGACCACCGUACCGGAAUGGCGGCCGGUCGGUCGGUCAAGAGAGUACGAUUUCGUCGGAAGGUUCCAUUGUUUGGUAAAAAGGGUUUUUGUUUUCGAGGUAGAGCCCUCGUUUUAUUACCCACGUGUCUCGAAUGGAACAGUCUGUUUUUUUAGUUUUAAACGACCAGUGGUACUUUUUCUUUUUUACUGUUUUGGGAGGCCAGUCAAUAGGGCACGUGUUCUUUUGGCU